AUGCACAUAAACACGCACAUCCACUUACAUAUACCAGACCAUCCAGACUACAUAUUUGGUUGGGACGUGCUGAUUCCAUCCGUCGCUCAUGUUAUCCUUGAAGGAUCAUCAUCAUCACUUGGCAUGACUGUCAAGCUCUUCGCCUACCCGUUUACAUGGUUAUCGCUCUCAUCGUCUCGCUUCAACAAAGAAGUACUACGAAUGACAUCAUUACUUGGAGGAAACAGCAUACUCCACAUAGCAAAUCGAUUAGGUGGACUCAAAAAGGAAAUGCCAAAUGAAGGCUUGGAUCCGGAAGGAACACCAUCGCCGACACCGUCGGUAGUGGUACGACAAGUCACACCGUUAUCUGAAACGAUAGCUUUUUCGGAAAUCGCCGUCACUGAAAGUCCUUUACCGUCCCUAUCUAUGCCACCACUACCGCCGCGCAACGACGAGUCCAAUGUGGUCAUGUCGUUGUUCAAGGACAAGGAAACAUUCACAACUUCGCCGUCGACUUCAGAAUCAGCUACGUCUGGCGGUGGUGGCGACACAACGACACUCGUCUCCACACCCAUGGAUCUCAAUGCGGCCAUUUCACAUAUUCAACAACAAAUAAACGUCGCCCAAUCGCAACAUGUUCAGAAUGAUGCCAAAGAUGGUGUCGGUGGAGUGAUUUGUCUUCAUUGCUCAUGGCAAGGCGACGAUCGUAGUCCGAACAAUCUGCGUACUCAUUUGAAGAAAUUCCACUCGUCGGACGGAGUCUUUGCACGAUUCAGCGAGAAAUUGGCACAGGUCUAG
Molecule: messenger RNA, 780 nt
Organism: Angiostrongylus costaricensis
Lineage: Eukaryota; Metazoa; Nematoda; Chromadorea; Rhabditida; Metastrongylidae
Source: the annotation of a GenBank genome assembly